Molecule: messenger RNA, 889 nt
Organism: Armigeres subalbatus
Lineage: Eukaryota; Metazoa; Arthropoda; Insecta; Diptera; Culicidae
Gene: RpL13A
Product: large ribosomal subunit protein uL13
Exons: 4
Coding region: 126-836 (236 amino acids)
Biological process (GO): translation; negative regulation of translation
Cellular component (GO): ribosome; cytosolic large ribosomal subunit
Molecular function (GO): mRNA binding; structural constituent of ribosome
Source: RefSeq, a predicted model, not a curated record
CCCUCGAUCUGUCAAAUUGAGCGAAAUCGCUUUCUUGAAAUCGUGUGCGUUUUCUUGGCAUUACUAAGCGGAAGUGUGAACGCUGUAAUAACUUUGAUGUCUCUUUUUAUUUGAGACUGUGAAAGAUGCCGGGCUUGUCGGAAAAGCCAAUCCUUAUCGAUGGCCGCGGCCACUUGUUGGGCCGUUUGGCCUCCGUCAUUGCCAAGCAGAUUCUGACCGGCCGUAGGGUGGUGGUCGUCCGCUGCGAGGAUCUACAGUUGUCGGGUCACUUCUUCCGGAACAAGAUCAAGUUCUUGGCCUACCUGCGCAAACGUUGCAACGUCAACCCGGCCCGCGGCCCAUUCCACUUCCGGGCCCCCAGCCGUAUGCUGUGGAAGGCCGUUCGCGGAAUGGUUCCCCACAAGACCAAGCGAGGCCACAACGCCUUGAAGCGACUGAGGGUGUUCGAGGGCAUCCCUUCGCCUUAUGACCGCAAGAAGCGCCUGUGUGUCCCUACGGCCAUGAGACAGCUCUGUUUGCGUCCUGACAGGAAGUUCUGUGAUGUCGGCCGAGUUGCCCACGAAGUUGGAUGGAAGUACCGUGACAUCGUCAGCAACUUGGAAGCCAAGCGAAAGAUCAAAUCCCGUUUGUCGUAUUUGCAUUCCAAGAAGUUGAAGAAACUGACAUGGAAGGCACGCGCCGCCGUUGCCGACAAGGUCCAGGAUCAGGACGCCGUUCUCAAGAAAUACGGUUACCUCACCUCCGAGUUUGAGAAGAAGUGGAGUCGGCCGGUUCUCAACGCUCAGCCAGCUAAGCCGGGAAAAAAGAAGCGUCAGGCCGCUGCCGGUAGCGCCUAAAAGCGUAUUCUGCGAUAUUUAAGGCAAAUAAUAAAUUUCAACAUCAAGAACAA